Messenger RNA from Botrytis cinerea B05.10, 1463 nucleotides. RefSeq lists its product as hypothetical. The transcript is spliced from 3 exons. The coding region runs from base 256 to 1116 and encodes 286 amino acids. Gene Ontology annotation, molecular function: protein binding. Lineage: Eukaryota; Fungi; Ascomycota; Leotiomycetes; Helotiales; Sclerotiniaceae. The record is from RefSeq and is a predicted model, not a curated record.
GGAGCGGUGGAUUUAGGGCGCAUGACGCUAUGUUGCUUCUCCAUGGGGUAACAUUCCCCUGUCGUUCAUUGAAUGAUCUACGAGCUAUCCAUAAUCACCUCAUAUUUCCUACAACAAACGACUGUCUACUUUCAUGGCUCUCUCUUCUCAAAUACGUCCAUCUGCAUCAAAAGUUUGUUGUACAAGGCAUUUAAUAUAUCGGAAAAGGAAAAUAAAUACAAAGAUUAGCUCUCAACCUCAUCCCCAGUCACGCAAAUGUCUCCCGCAAGAUCCAGUGACAAGGAAUCAGUCGAUACGACUAAAGGCCUGUGGGCUAAAAUGAUGGGUGCAAACGAAUACAGUGAUUUCGUCAUUAAAUGUCACUCACGAAUAUUCCCUGUCCAUCGAAUCGUCGUUUGUACACAAUCGAAACCAAUCCGAGCUGCAGCAGAUGGAGGCUUCAUGGAGUCUGUUACCGGCAUUCUCGAUUUAGAGGAUGAUGAUCCUGAGACUGUCGCGAGAAUGAUCAAUUUUUUGUACCUUCAAGACUAUGACGACACCUCUGAGCCGACUGGAGAAGUUGUGGAGGAGGGUUAUGGAUGUUUGUUGGUCAAUACCAUGGUCUAUAUCAUUGGCGACAAAUACGAUAUUCAAGCUCUCAAAACUCUCGCAAGGAAAAAGUACGAAGCAGCAAUAGUAACUGAUUGGAACACGCCUUCUUUCUCAGCAAGCUUAGAACUUAUGUAUGAAGAACUCCCGGAAAGCGAUACCUCUCUUACAUCCAUUGCCCUUGAAACCGCAGGAAAGCAUCUCAAGGAGCUAAACGAUCGAGGAGAGUUUUCCAGCCUCUGCAAAAAUAAUCCCGCAAUCGCUUACGACCUCUUAACGAGCAUUACCUCACAACCUUCUUCAUACCCCCCUCCAGAAAAGACGCAACCGCAACAUAAAAAAUCGUGUCCCAAAGGCCACACGUUCACACAUCUUAGCGAUAUACAUGCGCUGUAUGAUAAGGAUGCUUGGAAAUGGAAAGUCAAGUGUCCGAAUUGUGCGAUGCAGAAGGUUUGUUAUAGGUCGGAUAAUUCGUGUAAUCUGGAAGCGAAGUGGGAUGGCCCGGAUGUGGGAUAUUGGUAUUUGUGAUGAGGGAGUUUGUUAGGGAGUUGGGGUUUGUAAGGGUGUAUUUUUACUAGGUUGGGAUGGGAUGGGAUGGGUUUUGGGAUACGGUAUUUGGUGCUGAUGGUUGGGAUGGUGUUUUCUUUUGGGUGGUAUGUUGCAUAUUGUUGGUAUGGCAAGAGUGUAGAAAAUAUACCUGGGGAUGGAUGUGUAGAGAAAUUGCAGUUACAGUCACAGUUCAUACCUUGAUUUUUUAUACAUUUUAUUUUUAUCGUUAUUUACACUCGACUUCCUAUUGAAAUUCAAUAACCUGUAAGAUUAUCUCCGGUGAGCUGGAUGUACAUAGAAAUAUAAAAUGCCAAUGAUAUUUCUCA